AUGGGGGAGGAGAGAUGGUGACAGUGCUGCGGGCGCUGCUCUGGACACGCUGGGACUAACUGAUGGGAGCUACCUCAACAGCAGCCUCCGUCUCCAACGGCAGGCUGCACGCCCUCCAGCCGCCGCUGCUGCCCCUCUCCCGCCUGAUCCCGUCCCGCCAAGAGGCGCGCCCAAUGGACCGCCCGCAGGCUGCGCCGCUCGCGCACAUUUUCAAAGGGACCUUCGUCCAUUCCACCUGCGCCUCACCUAUGGUCGUCCUGCAAGGCCACCUGUUGGGUGUAGAGGAGAGCGGGAAGAUCACGUUUUUUGAACCAGCUGAUGGACAAGACAAACUAGCAAAGAAGUGGGGAUUUAAAGCAUCUGACAUACAAGAGCUCAGUAAUAAUGAAUUCUUCAUGCCAGGUUUGGUUGAUGCACAUAUCCAUGCCCCACAGUAUUCCUUUACAGGGAUACGAGGAAAUCUGACUCUUUUGAAAUGGUUGGAAAAAUACACUUAUCCAGUAGAGGCUGAAUUCAAAAAACUUGAUUUUGCUGAAGAAGUGUAUACUAGAGCUGUGAGGCGAACACUCAAGAAUGGUACAACUACAGCUUGCUAUUUUGCCACAAUUCACACAGAUGCUACUUUGCUUCUUGCUGAUAUUAUAGAUAAAUUUGGCCAGAGGGCAUUUGUGGGUAAAGUUUGCAUGGAUAUCAAUGAGAGCUUCCCAGAAUACAAGGAGGCCACCACAGAAUCAGUUGAGGAAACUGAAAGAUUUGUUCAAGAAAUACUGGGAAAAAAAUAUCCAAGAAUACUUCCUAUAGUAACACCCCGUUUUGGACUAUCUUGUACAGAGGAGUUACUUAGUGGCCUUGGUAACCUGGCAGAGGCUCAUGAUAUUCAUAUACAGAGCCACAUAAGUGAGUCUAAAGGGGAGAUCAGACUUAUAAAAAGCAGGUUUCCUCAUUAUCAACAUUAUACAGAGUUAUAUGAUAAGAAUAAGCUGCUUACAAACAAGACUAUAAUGGCUCAUGGCUGCUAUCUUUCUGACGAAGAGCUGGAAAUAUUUAAGCUUAGAGGAACUGCCAUUGUACAUUGUCCUAAUUCAAACAUAUCAUUAAAAAGUGGGCUUUUAAACACAAGGAAGAUUCUGAAUCACAAUGUGAAACUUGGAUUAGGCACAGAUGUUGCUGGUGGCUAUUCAGCUUCCAUGCUUGAUGCUAUCAGAAAUACGAUUGUGGUAUCUGAAAUCCUUCACAUUAAUAAAGAGAGUGAUGAAAAAGGCUUAACUCUGAAGGAGGCAUUCCGACUAGCAACUCUUGCAGGAAGUCAAGCUUUAGGACUAGAUCAUAUAACUGGAAAUUUUGAGGUUGGCAAGGAAUUUGAUGCACUGCUUAUCAAUACCAAAGCUUCAGACAGUCCUUUCGAUUUGUUUGCUUCUGACCGUGUUGAGGAUAUUAUUGAGAAAUUCCUGUAUCUUGGUGAUGACAGGAAUAUUGAGGAAGUGUAUGUGGCUGGCAAACUGGUGGUUCCAUUUUCAAGCUCUGUGUAAAUUGGAUUCCCAUUCUGAAAAAUGCUCCACUAGUUAUCAUUUAGCUUGGAAGAACUGGGUAGAAAUGCAGUGCCUUGUUGUUAUGCUGAUUUUAUUUAGUAUGUUUCUGAUUUGCACAAGAAAGAUUGUAAACUUGUCAAUUACAAAACAAAAAAUAUGCCAAAAAUCUAUCUCAUUUGAAGAAGACAGGAAGCAGCCCCAAUGUUUAAAAUAAAAAAGUGAACAUGCAUUUGGAAUAAAUCUUUCCGCCUACAUCUUAAGAAUAUCCAGAGACAGUUGUAGAAUCCAUUUCCUCUCUUAAGAUAUAAGAACCCAAAUCCUAAAAAUGUAUCUGACAAGAAUUUAGGGAUCUUAUCUGUGAAUAUAUUAGGAUUACAAGCCCUGACUUAGAAACAAAGCACAUCUGGUUUGGGUGGUGCCCAUUUCCUACAACCAUCUACAACUUUCCUCCUUGAAUAGACAUCACAUGCUCUUGAAGUCAGGAGUGGGAAAAGCUGUUUCCUUUUCUCUCUCUUGGGGAGUGAAAUGUCUCCUGAAACUUUCACCUUUAUUUGCAUACAUCUGUCCAUCUAGAAUGCAUUUUGCUUAAUUGCAGAUGUGGCAUAGUGAAUAAAGAUAUUAAAAAAUGAGAGGCAGGUUCUCUGUCCACAGUUUAUGUUAUUCAGGGUGGCUUUAGAAAAACACUGGCUUUGUUCACACAUAAUGCAAAGCUGUAAUGUGGUUAAAUUAAUUUUGGCUUAAUAUAAAGAAUCCCGCCCCCCCCCCAAUUAUGGAUGCAUUUUAAGUGAGAAGCAGGCCACCAUCACUUGUUCAAUAAACCAUGGUAAAAGCAAAUUCUGGUAUAGUGUUAUACAGAGACAUAUUCACUGUUUCUUAUCAGCUCCCCACCUAUUUAUAGUAUAAGGAUAAGGCUAUAGCCUUGGUGUUUUACAGAUGUGUGUCAACUGGGUCCCAUCUAAUUGGAAGCAUUUGUUCAAACUGUGAAUUCAUUCUUACCCUACAAGUUGAGUAAGAGCAAAAGCAAUUUGAACAAUCAAAUCAAUAUGGAAAAAGGGGCUUUUGUUUUAGAAUCUGAUCUUUGAAUUUGAUAUUUGCAUAAUGACACUAUUUUAUUCUGAUAAAGUAUAUAAACCACUUAGGAUAAGUACUCAGUAAAUAAUGUUAAAACUGUUGUUUUUCUAUCUUGCAACCCAGAGAUGGCAAGUAUAAAUAUGAUAGGCUUGCACAAAACACCUUGGAGGAAUGUGUGCCUUUUAGGAUCAUUAUUGGUUUUCUAAUUUUUGGAGGAUAAUUUUAAGAGAAUUACUAUUAUGCAGCGAUUGCCUCUGAGGGAUUCUCAGCAGGAAAUACAUUUCUGUUAAUACUUGUAUAAAUAAACUAUAAAACUUUUUUAAAGGAUUUGUCUCUAAACAUGUUGGAAAGCCUGUUGAAAACUGCCAACAAUCUCUCAGAACACAAGAUGCCUUCUUCACCAGCCUCUUUGUUCUCUGUCAGCAUGAAUUUCAGUUGAAAAGGGGGGGAAGCUAGCCUUGGAAAUUUACUUGGGAGAAAAGAGAAGCCUAAAUGUAUAUUUUGUGAAAAGAAGCAUUUUGAAUUAUGGAUCGAAAUUAUUUGAAUUUCUGUCUUACUGUACCAUUUGUUAACCUUACAUUGGAAGAUGUGAAUGAGAAUGAAUAUAACUUGUGCUUUGUGGAGUUAUUUGAAUGAUUCCAGUGUGGCAAGUAGAGUUCUGCAGUAUAAAAUGUUGACCUAACUUUAAAGUGCAUGUUUCACAAUAUUUGCAAGCAGAAGGCUAGGGGAACUCAGGAGAGGAACCCCACUUUAUUCACUUAUCUAUUUUAUUUUACUUUUUCAAAUAUAGUAAGCCUGUACGUUUUUGUACAAUAAAGGAGGGGAAAAAGUGGUCCAUCCUCUGCAUUUAUGCCAGAAAUGAACUUUUAUUCCUGCUUGUAAAAAUUAAUUCAAAUACUCAUUGGAAAUCAAGGAAGGAGAAAUAUGAUAACCAAAAUUUUGCAGUACUACAUUUGUUUAAUAUGCAUUAAGAAGUUAGACUUGAUUUAGUUUUAUAAACAAACUUAAUGAGUAAGCAUGUUAGUGAACUCAGCUAACCAUGGAAUAUUCAACAAAUGAUGGUUAAAGAAAGCAUCGCUUAACAUGAUCUGUCAACCCAGUCACAGGCCUCAUUCAUAAGACAUGCCAAUAAUAUUUUGUCAUUAUUUUAAUUUAUACUCUAUAGAAGGGGUCCCCAACCCCCGGGCCAUGGACGGAUACCGGUCCGUGGCCUGUUAGGAACUGGGCCACACAGCAGGAGGUGAGCGGCAGGCAAGUGAGUGAAGCUUCAUCUGUUUUUACAGCCGCUCCCAUCACUCGCAUUACCGCCUGAGCUCUGUCUCCUGUCAGAUCAGUGGCGGCAUUAGAUUCUCAUAGGAGCAUGAACCCUACUGUGAACUGUGCAUGCGAGGGAUCUAGGUUGUGCGCUCCUUAUGAGAAUUUAAUGCCUGAUGAUCUGAGGUGGAGCUGAGGCAGUGUCAGGUUAAGCCCAACU
Python bivittatus (Burmese python) is the source of this 4074-nucleotide messenger RNA. It is a transcript of the gene GDA, whose product is annotated as guanine deaminase. NCBI's taxonomy places the organism in Eukaryota, Metazoa, Chordata, Lepidosauria, Squamata, Pythonidae. The record is from RefSeq and is a predicted model, not a curated record. Gene Ontology annotation, biological process: guanine catabolic process. Gene Ontology annotation, cellular component: cytosol. Gene Ontology annotation, molecular function: guanine deaminase activity; zinc ion binding.